Molecule: messenger RNA, 669 nt
Organism: Rotaria sp. Silwood1
Lineage: Eukaryota; Metazoa; Rotifera; Eurotatoria; Philodinida; Philodinidae
Source: the annotation of a GenBank genome assembly
AUGAAAACGUCCAUCAUUAAUUAUAUAAAAUCAUGUGUUGUUUGUCAAGCAUAUAAUAUUGGUCGACAAAAAAAUCCAGGUUUUCUUCAACCAAUUACACCUCCUGAUGGACCUAAUCAGUUAAUCGGAACAGAUUUUUGUGGACCAUUUCCAACAACACCACAAGAUAAUCGAUAUGUUUUAUGUCUUACUGAUUAUUAUACAAAAUUUGUUACUGCAGUAGCAUUACCUACAUGUUCUGCAUCUGUUACUGCAAAUGCUAUUUUUAAAGAAUUUAUAUGUCAUUAUGGUGUACCAAAAGCAAUUAUUACUGAUCAAGGUACCAGUUUCAAAAACCAAUUAAUGCAAUCAAUAUCAAAAUUAAUUGGUUAUCAUCACAUAUUUUGCACACCUUAUCAUCCUCAAAGUAAUGGCCAAGUUGAAAGGUUUAAUGCAACAUUUGUUACUCAACUUGCCAAGCUAACUGAUGAUGAAUUAAACAAUUGGGAAGAAUAUUUAUGUUCAAUUAUAUUUGCUUAUAACACUGGUGUUCAUUCAACAACAAACAUGACCCCAUUUAAACUUACAUUUGGACGAAAACCAAAUCUUCCAAUUGACAAUCCACCAACAUCAUUUACAUUUCAUCAUCCAAAUGAUUAUUUUGAACAACUGGUCCGGAAUUUAGAAUAG